Torulaspora delbrueckii is the source of this 1131-nucleotide messenger RNA. It is a transcript of the gene MRX9, whose product is annotated as Mrx9p. The transcript has a single exon. The coding region runs from base 1 to 1131 and encodes 376 amino acids. Lineage: Eukaryota; Fungi; Ascomycota; Saccharomycetes; Saccharomycetales; Saccharomycetaceae. The record is from RefSeq and is a predicted model, not a curated record.
AUGAAUGCGAAUCUGCAGCUUCGAAUUAGGCUGGGCUUGAAUGUGUUAUCUCCUUCUAGGCAUUCGAGGGCUUUCUCCCUAUUGGCACGUCCUACCCUACUAGACUCACCAGCCAAAACUACAAACCCGCCAUGGGUCCAGAGGUACAGACAAGUGUCUGCUUGCAGAUCUUUAACUCUCACAAGACACUCUCCUUAUGUGCGGCCAUUGAGUUUCGUUGGCAACAGGUUAUUCCAUACCACUACACCGCGAUACAUGCCUCCAUAUCCUAAUCAACCUCCGUUUAAGGUCUAUCGAAUUUCGCCUAUUGUGGCUGUACUAACGGGAAUAGGCUUCCUCAUGCUACUAUUUGCGGUGCUGCCGUUUAUUUUCACGUUUUUCUUCCCUCUGAUAAUUGCUGGCAUAUGUGCCUAUCAAUUCAGCAAAUGGAAGCGAAAGGUUCUAUUUCAAGAUAUCCUAAGACAUUUAAAAACAAGUACGAUGAAGGUUAAUUACAACACGGUCAAGGCUUUACAUGUCAAGAGUCUGGAUAAAAUCGUUAGAUUGGAACAACAAAACGCCAAGGUAUUUGAAGAUCUCUUGAAAAGCUUCGACGCUGACUUGAGAGCAAGGCUUGAUAAGUUUUCAUCCGCAAAAGCUGAUAAGCUUUUGCGUUUUAUAGAUGAUCGCUUACUGGAGGCAAUCGAGACCAAUGAGCAGGGCAUCAGAAAUUAUUUCCUCGGAGACGACGUGGGCCGUUGGGUUGAAGACAAUUACCAGUUGGAACUGGAUACAACGCAAUAUAAGACAAAUGCUCAAGUGGGGGACGGAGAACUCAUCAUGUUGUUGGUGUUUCCCCUAUACUUGAAAUCGAAUUCUAAUCCCAGGAAGCACCUUGCCAACGUAUCUCUAGCCUUAUUGCAGGGUUUGUUUGAAGGAACGAAUGGCGCAAACUAUCUCGAGUUCCUUUCGAGUAUCUCGGAAACUGAUGCAGAGUGUCAGAUGGUGAUAGCCGUGCAACCUGUGACCAACUUUUCGACAAAACUGUUUGUGAUUUCCACUGAUGGACGAUCGGGCGAUUGGUACUCCAAAUAUGAUUCCAAGGAGGAUUCAGACGGCCAUACGGAGUACACUGUUAAGAGCAACAAUUGA